This is a messenger RNA of Megalops cyprinoides (Indo-Pacific tarpon), 2075 nucleotides long. Its product is annotated as guanine nucleotide-binding protein G(I)/G(S)/G(T) subunit beta-1-like. The record is from RefSeq and is a predicted model, not a curated record. Gene Ontology annotation, biological process: G protein-coupled receptor signaling pathway. Lineage: Eukaryota; Metazoa; Chordata; Actinopteri; Elopiformes; Megalopidae. The coding region runs from base 468 to 1490 and encodes 340 amino acids. Gene Ontology annotation, cellular component: cytoplasm; heterotrimeric G-protein complex. Gene Ontology annotation, molecular function: protein binding; signaling receptor complex adaptor activity. The transcript has 11 exons.
GCAGGGUUACCGCGCCCAUCUCAGCUGUUUGAUGGCCGGGAGAGGAGAUUGAGGUGCGGGAGUGAAUCGAGGAGUCUGGCCAAGGGGAGCGAGAAAGAUUUGAAAGGUGAGGGAACUACUGACUGGCGGAAGCAAGUUGCUGCGAGACAGAUCGGCACGUUUAAAAACUCCUAUUUGCAGUUUUGGCUGACUUCUCUUCAGCGAUCCCUGCACCAUCUUUGCGCCAGUUGUACCGGUGUGUUUUCCUUGGCGUGUCGAAAAAACUGGGCUCGGGGAGUGCCGCUCCUCGGUAGCUAGCUGGUUAGCUAGCUGAAGUCUGCCGUUUGUUGGUUGAUGCUAAAGCGGAGUGGAGAGCCAGAUCUUCGCUGUGUCCAGUCAAUGCCAUAUAAACAGCGGACACCCCGACUGAAAACAGAAAAGCCAGUGUUUCGGGGGCAGGAGUGAAGCGCACCGUUUUGCAGAGGAAAAUGAGUGAACUUGACCAGCUGCGCCAGGAGGCCGAUCAGCUCAAGAACCAGAUCAGAGAUGCCAGGAAAGCAUGCGCUGAUGCCACCUUAUCUCAGAUCUCGGCGAAUGUCGACCCCGUUGGCCGAAUUCAGAUGCGCACUAGACGAACACUGAGAGGGCAUCUGGCUAAAAUCUAUGCCAUGCACUGGGGCAGUGAUUCGAGGCUCCUAGUUAGCGCCUCCCAGGAUGGCAAACUCAUUAUUUGGGACAGCUACACCACAAAUAAGGUCCAUGCCAUCCCCCUGCGCUCCUCGUGGGUGAUGACCUGCGCCUACGCCCCCUCGGGCAACUACGUGGCCUGCGGAGGCCUGGACAACAUCUGCUCCAUCUACAACCUGAAGACCCGCGAGGGCAACGUCCGCGUGAGCCGCGAGCUGGCGGGACACUCGGGUUACCUGUCCUGCUGUCGUUUCCUGGAUGACACCCGGAUUGUAACCAGCUCUGGCGACACCAGCUGCGCUCUCUGGGACAUUGAGACUGGCCAGCAGUCGACCACUUUCGCCGGGCACAGCGGUGACGUCAUGAGCCUCUCGCUGGCGCCGGACACCACGUUAUUCGUAUCGGGCGCCUGUGACGCCUCCGCCAAGCUCUGGGACGUCAGAGAAGGCAUGUGCCGGCAGACAUUCGCCGGCCACGAGUCCGACAUCAACGCCAUCUGCUUCUUCCCCAACGGCAACGCGUUCGCCACGGGCUCGGACGACGCCACCUGCAGACUCUUCGACCUGCGCGCCGACCAGGAGCUGAUGGUCUACUCCCACGACAACAUCAUCUGCGGCAUCACCUCCGUGGCGUUCUCAAAGAGCGGCCGCCUGCUGCUGGCCGGAUACGACGACUUCAACUGCAAUGUCUGGGACACCCUCAAGGCUGACCGCGCCGGUGUGCUGGCUGGCCAUGACAACCGCGUCAGCUGCUUGGGCGUCACGGGCGACGGCAUGGCGGUGGCAACAGGAUCCUGGGACAGCUUCCUCAAGAUCUGGAACUAAAGCCUUACGAUGGCAUUUGGACUCCAAAGUUGACUGGAAGAUCAUUCCAACAUAAAAAACGUUAAGUUUCAUUGCAUAUCCAAUCCUCUCAAACUCCAUAAACCAUAAAAAACUCAAGACACCCCGAAACUGUGAAGGGAAAAUGACAUCUUUCCUUCUCGUUCAAAAAGAAGAGCACAAUGGUUUAUUGCCCAGCUAAAAAAAAAAAGUUGUGUGUUAUCAAACGAAACGCAAGAUUCUGCAUUCCUCCCGGGACCAUGUUAAUGUUACAAUCUUGAAAGAGAAAGCGAGAAACACUACUAUCCCAUGAAAAUGUAUCAUAAAUCUUAAACAACUGUUGGAGUGCAAUUGUACAAAAAUGAUCUAUCUCCUGUUUUUUGUCUGUUUCGUUUUUCCUUUUUAUGUUCGAAGAAUUAUUUGGUGAACUCUGUUAAAAUGAGGAUCGAAAGCUUUUCUUUUAUCUCAUAGUCUAAAGAUUUUAGGAUCGAGUACGUAGAUGAGUCUAAGAUGAGAAACGUUGUUUUUAAAUCCAGCUUUAUCAUGAGAAACGCAACUCGAGAUGAGACGAAGCAAAAAAAAAAAAAA